Molecule: messenger RNA, 1013 nt
Organism: Diorhabda sublineata
Lineage: Eukaryota; Metazoa; Arthropoda; Insecta; Coleoptera; Chrysomelidae
Product: neuferricin
Exons: 4
Coding region: 160-936 (258 amino acids)
Cellular component (GO): membrane; endomembrane system
Source: RefSeq, a predicted model, not a curated record
GGACCAUUUCUGACUGUUCCGAAAUACCGCGGAAUCUUUUAUUUAUGUACUGUUUUAUUGUUUUAGUAUAACUCGAGUUUAUAAUCUUUGGUAUAACGUUGAUAAGUUUAUAUGUAAGGCAUUGUUUUCAAAUCUGUAAUAACGAGAAUUCGAGAUAAUAUGUAUAAAAAACUGGCAGUUUGCUCUCUUCUAAUUGCCAUUAUUGCUUUAAUAUUACCCAACUAUGUAAGCAACGUUAUCGGUACCAUUAUAGGCUCAUACUUAUUUUUUACCAAUGAAUCUAGCAAUUCCGAUGGGACCAUAUUUACAAAAGAAGAAUUGAAACUUUACAAUGGUAUAGAUAAUACAGAACUUUAUCUAUCAAUUUUAGGAAACGUCUUUGACGUAACUAGAGGCAAAAAACACUAUGGACCUAAUCAACAAUAUAAUGUGUUUGUUGGGUGUGAUGCUUCAAGAAGUUUUGUCACUGGUAUGUUUGGUAAAGAAGACAUUUCUGAAGAAGUUAUAGAUUUUAGCAAAGAAGAAUUGAGAUCUUUGAACCAUUGGGUGAAGUUUUAUAAGAAGGAAUAUAAUCAAGUAGGGAAACUUGUUGGAAAGUACUAUUUCCAAGAUGGCAAACCUACUCCCUAUGGAGAGAAGGUGAAUAAACUGAUAAAAGAAGCAGAACUAGUUAAAGAACAUGAAAAGGAACAAUCGAAGAAAUUUCCACAUUGCAAUGUUGAGUGGGAUGCUAAUCAAGGUUCCAAAUUAUGGUGUUCAAAUAAAAGUGGUGGAAUUUCAAGAGAUUGGGUCGGAGUUCCAAGACAGUAUUAUGAUGUUAAUACUAAAAGUUACCGAUGUGCUUGCAUCAAACAAGAUCAGGUGAAUAAUAUUGGAAAUAUUAAAGAGUAUGAGGGUUGUGAUAAAGGUUCGAAUAUUUGUUUUGUUAAAACUUAAAUCUAUUUAUAUUUGAAAUAAGUAUUUUAUUGUGUAGGUUGUUAUUUUUAAUAUAAUUAUGUUAUUUAAAAUUGAAA